AUGACAGCCAUAGAGCCAGAUCGAAACUUCGUUUUAAAAGAUGGGUAUCGUUACUUUAUUGUGGCAUUAGCAUUACUAUGUCUAACAUCGAUCUCUGCCAAUGUUCAAGCUUUCAAUAUGGCUGUGGUUUGUAUGACAAAAGCUGAUAACAAUGAAACUGAGGUAGGUAGAGUGGCAAGAACUUUCCUUCCAAAACAAAAAAUCGCAGGAACUUUCUUUCCAAAACAAAAAAUGACAAGAACUUCCUUUACAAAGCAAAAAAGGGAAGAACUUUCUUUACAAAAUAAAAAAUGGCAAGAACUUUCUUUACAAACCUUAAUUUUCCAAAAAUUUCCAAUUUUCAGACAUCGACCGGUCCAUUUUACGACUACAAAGAUGACAAACUUCGAAACCUUAACUGGGCUGUGGGUAUUGGUAGUGCAAUAGGCACAUUCCCCUUUAGUAUCGCUUAUACUCGCUUCGGAGCCAAGUAUAUCAUUGGUAUUGUUGGAAUGAUAUCGGCCGCUUUAUGUAUUGUCACACCAUUGGCUGCUGCUCAUGGUGAAUAUUGGUUUUAUGCGGUUAGGGUACUACAUGUAGGUCUUUUGUUACAGUAAAAUUUUGAAUUUUAAAACAUUUUUAAAAAAAUUAAAUUCUCAAUUUUAGGGAUUAGCAUAUUCAGCUGAUUUCGCUGCCAUUGGCUUACUUUGCACCAAAUGGGCUCCGCUAGCUCAGAGUGCGUUUUAUGUUUCUACUUUAACUUCUUAUUCGUCUUUAUCAUCGUUGUUAAUGUUUGUAUUCGGAGGUUAUGUAAGUUUAUUAUUAUUGUACCCUACGCUACCCUAUCCUACCCUACCAUACCCUACCCUACCCUACCCUACCCUACCCUACCCUACCCUACCCUACCCUACCCUAGCCUACCCCACCCUACCCUACCCUACCCUACCCUACCCUACCCUACACUACCCUGCCCUACCCUACCCUACCCUACCUCGCCCUACCCUACUCCGAGAAGCAAUUUUUUCCGGACCGGUCCCGGAGUGGGUUUUUUUUUAUCCGGUCCCAGAUUUUUUUGGACCGGUCCGGUCCAGCUCAGUUUUAUUUUUGCUUUGCUUCGGUUCGUCCAGAGGGUUUCUUUCGACCUUAUCAUAACCAGUGCCGGGCGGGGUUUUUGGUGUGGAGGCGGGGGUCAAAAAAUCCACAGGGAGUAACACGUUCAACUUUUUUCGAAAUUUUUUGGGGGGGGGGCCCCCCUCCAGCGCCCGCCUCUGAUCAUAAGCUCAACUACUGAAUUAAAUUACCGUCACUGGCCUUACCCUACCCAAGAGUACCCUAUACAUUAGCUUAAACCUCCAUUCUACCUUACCUUACCCUACUUUAUGCUUUUCCAAGUCAUACCUUUGUUAUUCGUAGUCCCAGCUUUUUUGUAAAACCCUUAUGACAGUAUAUUAAACCAUUCCUAUUUCAGAUGUGCGAGACCAGUAUAGGUUGGCCACUAAUCUACUACACCUGCGCGGCAGCCGGCUUCCUUUUCUUCAUUCUCUGGUUCAUUUUCUUUGAUGAUUUGCCUUCAGAAUCUCGUUUCACCUCAGCCAAAGAAGUAGAACUGAUCCAAGAAGGUAAAGGAGACGAAGAAAUCCACCAAGUCAAGAAAGUACCCUACCUUCAAAUCAUGACCAACCCAGUAUGUUGGACCAUUUGGUACAAUUCGUUUGCCGAAAUCGCUACCAGCUUCUUCUUGUACUCAUUUGUGGCCAAAUUCCAUCACAAUGUACUCGGGUUUUCGAUUCAUACGGCCGGUCUUAUGGCCGCUUUACCAUCCUGCAUCUACAUACCAUUGCGCAUUGUUGUCGGCUACAUAAACGAUCGUAUCACCUUCGUACAGCCGCGUAUGAAGUUGAUCGUGUUCAACUCGAUCGCCCUGGUUCUACCAGCUUUUGUCUAUGUUGUAGUAGGCUUUAUUGGCCCGGAGCUGAGAGUUUUGUCGGUAGUUUGCUUCGUCACAAUUUACAUUUUCUACGCCUUCUCCGGGGGUGGAUUCUACAAGUGCGCAACGUUGGCUACACGACAAUAUUCUCACUUUGUGAUUGCUAACAUUCAGUUUAUCAAAUGUAUAACAUUGUUCGCUGGACCGGCAUUGUUCAAGGAGGCUGUGCAUGAUGAGUCACAGCUCUCGGAAUGGAGAGUAGCAUUCUUGGUCAUUGCUGGAGUAUUACUAACGGUAUGUUUGAGCGAAAGGGCAAAAACUUUCUUUACAAAACAAAAUAUGGCAAGAACUUUCUUUACAAAUCAAAAACUGGCAAGAACUUUCUUUCCAAAAGUCAAAACGACUAGAACUUUCUUUACAAACUGAAGAAUGGCAAGAACUUUCUUUACAAAACAAAAAAUGGCAAGAACUUUCUUUACAAAACAAAAAAUGGCAAGAACUUUCUUUACAAAUCAAAAAAUGGCAAGAACUUUCUUUACGAAACAAAAAAUGGCAAGAACUUUCUUUACAAAACAAAAAAUGACAAGAACUUUCUUUACAAAACAAAAAAUGGCAAGAACUUUCUUUACAAAACAAAAAAUGGCAAGAACUUUCUUUACAAACUGAAGAAUGGCAAGAACUUUCUUUACAAAUCAAAAAAUGGCAAGAACUUUCUUUACGAAACAAAAAAUGGCAAGAACUUUCUUUACAAAACAAAAAAUGGCAAGAAAUUUCUUUACAAAACAAAAAAUGGCUGUAUAUAAAUUUUAGGCAGGAGUCCUGUUCAACAUAAUGGCCACAGACAAACCACAAAAGUUUACGGGUGUUGACAAACUACAAGAUAAAGGCAAUAAACAUUAA
Messenger RNA from Bursaphelenchus okinawaensis, 2806 nucleotides. Lineage: Eukaryota; Metazoa; Nematoda; Chromadorea; Rhabditida; Aphelenchoididae. The record is from the annotation of a GenBank genome assembly.